Messenger RNA from Dromaius novaehollandiae (emu), 2058 nucleotides. It is a transcript of the gene TRABD2A, whose product is annotated as TraB domain containing 2A. Gene Ontology annotation, molecular function: metalloendopeptidase activity. The transcript is spliced from 7 exons. The record is from RefSeq and is a predicted model, not a curated record. The coding region runs from base 3 to 1520 and encodes 505 amino acids. Lineage: Eukaryota; Metazoa; Chordata; Aves; Casuariiformes; Dromaiidae. Gene Ontology annotation, biological process: negative regulation of Wnt signaling pathway. Gene Ontology annotation, cellular component: membrane.
GGAUGGUGCACCCCGGCUGGGUCUGCCUGCUGCACAGCUCCCUCCUCCUGCUGGCCAGAGCGCGGCAGAGCCGCGGCCCCGCGGCCGCCUGCCCGCUGCGCCGCAAGCAAAGCGAGCUGAACUCCUUCCUGUGGACUAUCAAGAGAGAUCCCCCGUCUUACUUUUUCGGCACUAUCCAUGUCCCGUACACCCGCGUCUGGGAUUUCAUCCCCGAAAACUCCAAGAGGGCCUUCCAGCAGAGCCACAUCGUGUACUUUGAGCUGGACCUGACUGACCCCUAUACCAUCUCCGCCCUCACCAGCUGCCAGCUCCUGCCCCAGGGGGAGAACCUCCAGGACGUGCUGCCCCACGACAUCUACCACCGGCUCAAGCGGCACCUGGAGUACGUCAAGCUCAUGAUGCCACUGUGGAUGACCCCGGACCAGCGGGGCAAAGGGCUGUAUGCAGACUACCUCUUCAACGCCAUUGCUGGCAACUGGGAGCGGAAGAGGCCGGUAUGGGUGAUGCUGAUGGUGAACUCUCUGACUGAGGUGGACAUCAAGUCGCGAGGCGUGCCUGUCCUGGACCUGUACUUGGCCCAGGAAGCGGAGCGGCUGAGGAAGCAAACGGGUGCUGUGGAGAAGGUGGAGGAACAAUGCCACCCCCUGAAUGGGCUGAACUUCUCCCAGGUGAUCUUUGCUUUGAAUCAGACUCUCUUGCAGCAGGAGAGCCUCCGAGCAGGCAGUUUCCAGAUCCCCUAUACGACAGAGGACCUUAUCAAGCAUUACAACUGUGGGGACCUCAACUCCAUCAUCUUCAACCAUGACACUUCUCAAGUCCCAAAUUUCAUUAAUGCUACACUUCCACCCCAUGAACGUGUUACUGCCCAAGAGAUAGACAGCUACUUCCGUCAGGAGCUCAUCUACAAGCGAAAUGAGCGAAUGGGCAGGAGGGUGAAGGACCUGCUGGAAGAGUACCCAGACAAGAGCUUCUUCUUUGCAUUUGGAGCUGGUCACUUCAUGGGCAACAACACAGUGAUUGAUGUUUUGAGGAGAGAAGGGUACGAGGUAGAACACACUCCAGCUGGACAAGCCAUCAACAACGGGAAACCCCCCAAAACCUUGUCAGCCUUCUCAUCGACCUCACCAGCGCACAGCACCUACGUAGUCUCCCAGGAGCUCCCCCUGCCAUUGCAUCCGCAUAAGGAAGAGGAAGAGCUCCUGCCUCACCUGCUACUCCCUGACAGCAUUGACUUGCUGGAGAAGGUGGAGAGGAAGUACAAAAAGAAGAAGAAGAAGAAGCAGCAGAAGAAGCAAAGACUACGACAGUUUAAUGACCUCUGGGUUCGCAUUGAAGAAAGUACUACUGACCCUCCUCCCCGGAUCCGCAUCAUUAAUGGCUACAUCACGGUUGAACCCCAACCCUGGGGCCACGGACGCUUUAGUCACGCUCGCACAGACACCAGCAGCGCGCACCAGCUUUUGCAGUCUCUGAUCCUCUCACUACUGACUUUGGCUUUGCAUAUGUUAAGGCUGCAUUGAGACACAGGGGGAGUCAAGCUGCAGGGUUCUCAACUUAAAAAGCAAACAAGAAACUUGGGUGAAAAAAAUAAAAAUAGAAGACUCUGCAACUGGGACACCUCUUCUUUGGGGUGUUCUUAAACUGCCUCCUUUUCCUGAAUCUGGAUCAUUAGCACUAUUAACUGGUUUGACCUGCCCAAUACAGGAGAAGAUUUUUUAAUGAAAGUGUUAUUUAUCCUUCUCUUGCAGAAGAAUGAUUUCAUGUUAUCCCAUAAUGCUUUUGGGAAAUUUAUAAUGUCGCUAUAACAUAGCUAUUGUUUAGUUGUGUGAGCCCAACUAAAUUACAUAUUUUUUGCCUUCAGUGCCUUGUGUGAAGACUUACACACCACUAACUUGUUUAUUAGAACAUAAUAUUUUGGUCAUAGGAGCACAGCUGGGAGAAAGGUUGGUAUUUUAUGUCUCUACUAGUAAUGCUUCUAACUCUUGCCUUUUAGGGUUUCAGAUUAUGUAUUAAGAUUCACGACAACACCCACUACAGUAGAAUAAAGCAGUACCAGCC